UGUUAAGAUGCGCGCCAUACAAUUGCCCUAAGCAGUUAGAGGCAUGCAAGACAUAGUUCAAGAGGCUCUGUGCUUCCGCGAACCACUUUUGCCAGAGACGCGACCGAAUCCAUGCUGCACCGAACGCGUCCCCAGGCGCUUCCAGCAUUCCACCCAUCAUCCCUCCCCUCCCAUCUCAACCUCUCCUCACUCUUUCUCUGCUCUGUCUGACUGCUCCUAUUUUCUGCAGUCGUUUCCAGUCGCUACCACACAGCCAGUGCACGAUGCCUGCAUCGUCAUCACCGCCUGCAUCUUCACCCUCGUCCUCCACCGGCGCCACAAGCUUAACAAAGACGAGCCCACACGCUGCGCUGGCCUUCCUGGUCCAUUCACCCACCACCGUCGCAAACGACUUGCCCCCCGACGUCGAUAAUCGUCCUCUUGCACGCCAAAAGCGAAGGCGUACCAGCAAGGAAGAUGAAGAGAUCCUAAAGGCCGAAUAUCUCAAGAACCCCAAGCCGGACAAGGCGGCAAGACUUCAGAUUGUAGCAAAAGUAGCCCUUGGGGAGAAGGAAGUGCAGAUUUGGUUUCAGAAUAAGCGCCAGAACGACAGACGCCGUUCCCGCUCGCUGGGAUCCUCCUCGUCCGCAAUCAUGUCCGACUCUCCCACGAUGUCAAACCCUCCUUCCGAAGACGGAUCGAGUCCAUCCGGAAAAGAUGCCUCGGAAGAGCCGAAGGUGCCGACGCACAAGGAAGAGAUGGUGAUAUAUGAGGAUACCAAAGAAGAGGCCGAGCUGAUCCUCAAGCGAGUGAGCCAGGACUCGACCACGACCAAAGAACCGGAUAAUGCAACCACGACAAUAGUCGAGUCACAAAGCACAGUGGCCUCCCAAGCCAUACCCGUUUCAGAUUCUCUAAUCUCCGUCAGUGCUCCCACCGUUGAGACCGCUCCCACGGAGCCCAGCGCCUCUCAGAAUGCUUGCGAAUCAUCCCAGGGUCCAUCUCAAUCGAGGAAUUCUUGGAUAUCAAACCGCCGUAGCGCCUCCUUCCGCUACACGGAAGAGUAUGCCGCGGAAAAUGCCACCUUCCCGGUCCCCACCCCGACUACUGAAGACUCAUCUUCGUCACGUCCGCUGAAGCGCGCUCACUCCUUUGUCCGCCUCUCCAUGGCCGACGACGGCACUGCACGCGUCAUCACAGAUGCCGACAAGACUCCCUCACCUCCUCACCCAAAAUCCAACCCCUUGGCCUACUCCCGCGCUGCCGCCGGACUCCGCAGAAGCUACAGUGCUGCAGGCCUGAACGAGCGCCUUGCGGCGGCCUCUCGUGGCGAACCGAGCCCCAAGAUCCCCAGGAUGGCAUCUUCCAUUGGUCGCAGCAGAGAUUCACGUGCGUGGGAGUUUUGGUGCGACCCGGAUACACGCAACAACAGCGACUUGACGACGAGGGCGCAGCAGGAGGGAAGUGGCAGUGCAGCGGAUGCCAUUGGCCUUCUACGUGCGAGCCGGCGCGUCCUGGGUAACAACCAGCUCCGCCAGAAUAGUCCAAUGUUAUCUCGAAGCGGAUCAGCAAAGGCAAAUGGGAACACAACGAAAAGGGCCCGUCCACCUAUGCAACGCGCGUCGACUUCCUUUGGCCGCCUGCAGACGAAGAACGCCAAGGGAGGGAAGGGCGACGACGCCGAGGUCUUGCGGCCAUCGGGUGACUCCGACAAGGAGAAUUGGGAUCCCGAUGAGCAUCUCCCUUCCUCCCAACGCCCGCAGCAUCCCCAACCGCGCCCCUCUUCCCAACGUGCUCGACGGCCACUGGGCGAGAACAUGGGACUCAUGUCCCAGAGCUCUAGUCUUGGGAGCAUGCUGGCUCGGGAGCGGCAGCAGCAGCAACAGAGGAAGAAUGGCGUUUUGACGCCGGGGCACUCCGAUCCGGAGCAAGACGAUGAAGUGCGGAAUUUCAUGAAUUCGGGGAACUUGAGCGCAGCGACGAACCUCAGUACGGCCGAGGAGGCCGGAUGCGUCGAGGGGCUGUUGAAGCUGAGUCAGGGGAAUUGGAGGUAGUGCCGCCGGACCCUAUAUUGUAAUCCUUGGUGUUGGAGUCCACGAAGCUGGGUUAGAAGGUUGAUAUCUUUAGUCAUGGUAUUGGGGGCCUUGACGAGGAGGGUGUGUUGCACUUGGGUUGGAGGACGUCGUCUGGGCUAUCCGAGCAUUCUACAGUUCUUGGCCUCGAACAUCAUUGCGCAUCCUUAUCCAUUUCCUUUCGUUAUCACUCUCUUGCUAGCAUUUCAGCGAGAUUCUUAUCGACGAUAUUCUUUGCGCACGGACGAGGGAAAUCUUUGUAGGGCGUUUUGUGGAGUUUAUACAGCGGAGUAGAGAUACGCACUAUACUUUCAAUACAUGACGCCCAUGGCGAUGCUAUUUCUCC
Molecule: messenger RNA, 2397 nt
Organism: Westerdykella ornata
Lineage: Eukaryota; Fungi; Ascomycota; Dothideomycetes; Pleosporales; Sporormiaceae
Exons: 3
Coding region: 264-2033 (589 amino acids)
Biological process (GO): regulation of transcription by RNA polymerase II; cell differentiation
Molecular function (GO): DNA-binding transcription factor activity, RNA polymerase II-specific; RNA polymerase II cis-regulatory region sequence-specific DNA binding
Source: RefSeq, a predicted model, not a curated record